GACAGCAGGCUAAUAUGAUUAGCCAUCUAUUAGGUCCGCGCGCGAGACAGACCCAGAUGCGGCGUGAGCGAGACCGUGGAGAGGAGGCGACUGACGAAAUGAAUGCGAAGCUCUGUGAAAUCGGCACCUGCGCUUCCUCAGUAGCACGGAGAGCACAUUUUCCAGCAUGAACUGACAGCCACGUAAUUUUCCCUCUUUUCUCCCCGGACGCAAGCGGUUAAAAGUCUGUUUAAUCCGAAUUUAUCUGACGUGAGAUGACGGGAAAGUGACCCUGAGUUAUGGGGUGUUUCAACGCGACCAACGGGACGGAGGGUGGCGUCGGUAGCAGUGCACCGCACUCGCUGCAGGUGUCUCUGGUGGUCCUCGUCGGACUGCUUAUCCUCCUGACUGUGUUCGGAAACGUGCUGGUGGUGAUCGCCGUGUUCACCAGCCGUGCUCUGAAGGCGCCCCAGAACCUGUUCCUGGUCUCCCUGGCGUCUGCCGACAUCCUGGUGGCCACGCUGGUGAUGCCCUUCUCACUGGCCAACGAGCUGAUGGGCUACUGGUACUUCGGCCGGGUGUGGUGCGAGAUUUACCUGGCGCUGGACGUGCUCUUCUGCACAGCAUCCAUCGCCCACCUGUGCGCCAUCAGCCUGGACAGGUACUGGUCCAUCACGCAGGCCAUCGAGUACAACCUGAAGCGCACGCCGCGCCGUAUCAAAUGCCUCAUCUUUAUCGUGUGGGUAAUCGCCGCGGUGAUCUCCUUCCCGCCCCUCAUCACCAUGGAGAAGGAGGGCGGGCGUGAGUGCAAGAUCAACGAGGACAAGUGGUACAUCAUCUCCUCCUGCAUCGGAUCCUUCUUUCUGCCCUGCGUCAUCAUGGUACUCGUCUACCUCCGCAUCUACCAGAUUGCCAAGAGCCGAACCAGGACGCCCCCUGGUGACCGGAGGAAGAAGGACGCCGGGAAGAAGGAGAACGGGCACUGCCAUGAGAAGCUGAAUGGCGAGGCAACCGGCGAACAGGACGCGGCCAACCACAAGGGUAACGGCAACGGCGUGGAUGUAGAUGAGUCAUCCUCAUCCGAUCAUAAGGAGGACGACCACUGCGCUGACAGGAAGAAAAGAGUCAAAGCCAAGACCAAGCUCAGCCAGAUCAAGCCGGGGGAUCAAGCCAUCAGACGCGAGCAUGCGCCCCCAGGUGGCGGAGGCAGGGGUGGCCGCUACAAGGGCCGGCUGAAACGUGAGAAGCGUUUCACCUUCGUCCUGGCCGUGGUCAUCGGCGUCUUCGUGGUCUGCUGGUUCCCGUUCUUCUUCACAUACACGCUGACGGCACUCUGCGACUCCUGCUGCGUCCCUCCCACCCUCUUCAAGUUCUUCUUCUGGUUCGGCUACUGCAACAGCUCCCUCAACCCAAUCAUCUACACCAUCUUCAACAAUGACUUCCGCAGGGCCUUCAAAAAAAUCCUCUGCCGAGGAGACAGCAGGCGAGGUGUGUGAAGCAGUUGCCGCCCGGGAUGGGGGGUGGGGUGAGGGUAUCAUGUGUUCUUUUAGCUCUGAAGUUGCUCUUUUGCCAGAAGGUUGGAGCAGCUUCCCAGACUCCAAUUUAAUGCAUUCUAAGACCAGCUGAAGUCAGUGAGAUCUGUGUAAAAAGAGCAGCUUCUCACCAACGCUGUUUUCUGGGGUUAUGUGUCUUUUUUUUUUUUUUUUUUUGUAACAGCAUGUACAGAGCCCAUUGGACUGAUGACUAGCCUCAAGUUUACUGAUUGCACAUUAGUGUGAUACCACAGAUUUGCGAGGUUAAGGGGUGUGUGUACAGUAAACAGUGAUACAUUCUGCGUACUAAAUGAACCGCCCGGGUUUGGCAACCUGCUUGUAUAAUGUACAUCAUUCAGGCACUAACAGCACGAUAAGGAGAAAAUGUCCCCAGGUGCUUUGUUCUGUAAAUAUUGCAAAUCACACAGUGGGACCUACAAGGAAGACACACAUUCACACAGUCACAGGACAGCUGGUGACGUGUUCUCGUGCGUGCUCAUCAUACGGUUUCUGUAUGUUUUCUGUGCAUUGUAUUUAAAUAUGCAUAUCAUGAAUGGCUCCUGUGGUGUUUUGAUUAUCUUAGCAUGCUAAGA
Electrophorus electricus (electric eel) is the source of this 2104-nucleotide messenger RNA. It is a transcript of the gene adra2a, whose product is annotated as adrenoceptor alpha 2A. Gene Ontology annotation, biological process: G protein-coupled receptor signaling pathway. Gene Ontology annotation, cellular component: plasma membrane. Gene Ontology annotation, molecular function: alpha2-adrenergic receptor activity; epinephrine binding. The record is from RefSeq and is a predicted model, not a curated record. NCBI's taxonomy places the organism in Eukaryota, Metazoa, Chordata, Actinopteri, Gymnotiformes, Gymnotidae.